CGUGCAAACUUAGGAAAAUAGAUUGCGAAGCAAAAAUUAAUACACAUGUAUUUUUACCUAGUUAGCAUGACGUAUAGAGUAUUGUUUUAGCAAAUGAAAAUUCAAAAAUAUAAAUCUUUUGAUACUGCUGUACAAAAUAAUCUAACAAGCUACCCAAGUAUCUUAGUAUAUAUAUAUAUACUAUUUCGAUCCCCGCCAUUUUUCCUCCGAGAAAUAACCCCAACCUUGAAGAAGCCCUAAUUUUACUCUUCCAUGCCUUCCAUCCAAACCCCUCCGGGAAGGAUCGUCCAUCUGGAGAUGGAGAAUUUCAAGUCUUACAAGGGCCACCAGUUAGUAGGUCCGUUCAAGGACUUGACGGCCAUCAUCGGCCCCAACGGUGCCGGUAAAUCCAACCUAAUGGACGCGAUAAGCUUCGUCCUCGGAGUCCGCACUGGUCAGCUUCGUGGAUCUCAGCUUAAGGAUCUGAUCUACGCCUUCGAUGACCGAGAGAAGGAGCAGAGAGGAGGGAGGAAAGCGUUUGUUCGCCUUGUGUAUCUCCUUGACAAGGAAGGGGUGGAGGAGCUUCUUCGUUUCACUCGUACUAUUACCAGUUCUGGUGGGAGUAAGUAUCGUAUCGACGAUAGGGUUGUGAGUUGGGAAGAGUACAAUGGGAAGCUCCGAUCUAUAGGGAUACUUGUUAAGGCUCGUAACUUCUUAGUGUUUCAGGGCGAUGUUGAGUCUGUUGCUUCCAAGAAUUCGAAAGAACUCAGUGGACUUGUCGAGCAGAUUUGUGGCUCUGAUGAGCUUAAGAAAGAGUACGAGGAGUUAGAAGAGAAGAAGGCCAGCGCUGAAGAGAAAGCAGCUCUUAUAUAUCAGAAGAAGAAAACCAUUGGUGCUGAGAAGAAGCUGAAGAAAGCACACAAGGAAGAAGCUGAGAAGCAUUUGAAGCUGCAAGACGAACUGAAAGCUCUGAAGAGAGAAUACUUCCUGUGGCAGUUAUAUAACAUUGAGAAUGAUAUCGACAAGGCAAAUGAAGAUGUUGAUGCUGAAAAGAACAAUCGUAAAGAUGUCGCGGCAAAGCUGGAGAAGUUUGAGCAUGAAGCUGGUAAGAGAAAGAUAGAACAAGCAAAGUUUUUGAAAGAAAUUGCUCAACGUGAAAAGAAGAUUGCUGAGAGAAGCUCCAACCUUGGAAAAUACCAACCUGAGCUUCUGAGAUUGAAGGAGGAGAUAGCUCGCAUAAAAUCAAAAAUCGAGAGCAGUCGAAAGGAGGUGGAUAAGAGGAAGAAAGAAAAAGGGAAGCAUUCCGAAGAGAUUGAACAGAUGCAGAAAAGCAUUAAGGAUCUGAAUGAGAAGAUAAACGAAUUAAACGAGAGGAGACAAGAUAGCAGCAGCGGAAAACUCCCAAUGCCUGACAGUCAUCUGCAAGAAUACUUUCGAAUAAAACAAGAAGCUUGGAUGAAAACCAUUAAGCUCAGAGAUGAGAAAGAGGUGUUAGAUAGGCAAUAUCAUACUGAUCUCGAAGCAUUGAGAAAUCUGGAAGAAAAUUACCAGCAACUGAUAAAUAGGGAGAAUGAUCUCGAUGAACAAAUUGAGCGAAUGAAGUCCAGGCUAAAAGAGAUUGAAGAUUCAUCUUCGGAAUAUAAGAAGGAAACAACUAAUCUAAAAAAGCAGUUGCCAACACUGCAAGAAAAGCACCGAGAUGCCAGGAAUGCAUCUGAGAAAUUGAAGACUAGAAUCACAGAAUUAGAAGACCAGUUAAGUGAUCUAACGGCUGAAAGAUAUGAAAACGAGAGAGAUAGCAGGCUAACGCAGGCUGUUGAGUCUCUCAAGCGUCUGUUUCAAGGAGUUCAUGGUCGAAUGACUGAUCUGUGUCGACCAAAUCGGAAGAAGUACAACCUUGCAGUUACUGUUGCCAUGGGGAGAUUUAUGGAUGCAGUUGUUGUAGAAGAUGAAAACACAGGAAAGGACUGCAUCAAGUACUUGAAAGAGCAAAGGCUUCCUCCUAUGACAUUUAUUCCUCUUCAGUCAGUACGUGUCAAGCCAGUUCUUGAAAGAUUGAGAAAUUUGGACGGCACAGCAAAGCUGGCGUUUGAUGUUAUCCAGUUCGAUCCAGAGUUAGAGAAGGCAGUCCUCUUUGCUGUUGGAAAUACUCUUGUCUGUGACGACCUUGAUGAAGCCAAACGUCUUAGCUGGACCGGAGAGAGAUUUAAAGUUGUUACUGUUGAUGGCAUAAUACUCACAAUGGCGGGAACAAUGACUGGUGGUACCAGUGGUGGAAUGGAAGCAAAGUCUAACAAAUGGGAUGACAAGAAAAUUGAAGGACUGAUGAAAAAGAAAGAAGAAUAUGAACUGGAAUUGGAAAAGGUUGGAUCUAUUCGAGAUAUGCAGAUAAAGGAGUCUGAAAUAUCGGGUAAAAUAAGUGGACUUGAAAAAAAGAUUCAGUAUGCUGAAAUUGAGAAGAAAAGCAUCAAAGACAAACUUCCAAAUCUUGAGCAAGCGAAGCGGAAUAUAACUGAAGAAAGUAGGCGCAUAAAUGUUGAACUUUCUAAGUCAAGAGCUGAGGUUGAUAAGAGAAAUACAGACAUCAGGAAGUUGGAGAAAAGAAUCAAUGAGAUUGUGGACCAUAUCUAUACGGGUUUUAGCAAGUCUGUUGGUCUUACUAACAUACGUGAAUAUGAAGUACAAAAACAGCUCAAGGAGGCUCAAGAAGUGGCUGAAGAAAGGCUGAAUCUGAGUAACCAGCUUGCUAAGUUAAAAUACCAGGUGGAAUAUGAGCAAAACCGAGAUGUGGGUUCACGAAUUCGAAAGCUAGAAUCUUCUAUCAGUUCGUUGGAAUCUGAUUUGGAGAAAAUACAGAAGAGGAAGUCUGAACUUAAGGAGCUAACAGAAAAAGCUACUAAUGAAAUCAACAAUUGGAAAAAGGAAAUGGGAGAGUGCAAACAAAAAUCAGAAGAGUAUGAAAAAGAAAUCUUGGAUUGGAAAAAGCAGGCUUCUCAAGCGACAACAAGCAUAACCAAACUCGAUCGUCAGAUAAAUUCUAAGGAAACGCAAAUAGAGCAGCUGAUCUCGCAAAAGCAGGAAAUAGCUGAGCAGUGUGAGCUUGAACGUAUUGCCCUUCCUGUUUUAUCAGAUGGGCCACAGUAUGACUUUAGUGAGUUGGAUAGAGCUCAUCUCCCACCAUCUGCUCGUGACAGAAUGGAUGCGGAAUACAGGCAGAAAAUAGAAUCUAAAUCAUCCGAGAUUGAAAGGACGGCUCCAAACUUGAGAGCUCUUGACCAGUAUGAGGCUAUACAAGAGAAAGAAAAACAAGUUAGCCAAGAGUUUGAAGCUGCCAGGAAGGAGGAGAAACAAGUAGCGGAUGCCUACAAUACUGUUAAGCAGAAGAGGUAUGAGCUAUUUAUGGAAGCGUUCAACCACAUUUCUAGCAUCAUUGACAAGAUCUACAAGCAGCUAACCAAGAGUAAUACUCAUCCAUUGGGUGGGACUGCUUAUCUAAACCUAGAGAAUGAGGAUGAUCCGUUUCUACAGGGUAUAAAGUACACAACAAUGCCCCCAACCAAGCGUUUCCGUGACAUGGAACAGCUCUCUGGAGGAGAGAAAACAGUUGCCGCUUUGGCAUUACUCUUCUCCAUCCAUAGCUAUAGACCUUCGCCCUUUUUCAUACUGGAUGAAGUGGAUGCUGCGCUGGAUAAUUUAAACGUUGCAAAAGUCGCUCAGUUUAUGCGUAGCAGAUCCUGCCAAGCCGCACGUGAAAAUCAGGAUGCAGAGGAUGGGCAUGGCUUCCAGAGCAUUGUAAUAUCUCUCAAGGACAGCUUCUAUGACAAGGCCGAAGCUCUGGUUGGAGUUUACAGAGACGUCGAUAAGAGUUGCUCGAGUACUAUGUCUUUUGACCUUGGGAACUACGCAGAGUCGUAAUUGGUUCAGCAACCCUCAACUUCUGGGCUGUGUUCGAAGGCAUAUAUGUACCAGCGGUAUGGUGAUUUAUAUGGGGGUUUCAUGCGUGAUAGAAGCUUUGUAAGAUCUGAGGAUGCUAGUUUAUCAAUCUGGUUGGUGUCUUAGAUUAUUGUGGAAAGUACGAUGAUAGUUUGUGUGUACAUGUUUUAAGUUCCUACUGUUGAAUGUUUCUAGCUGAGUAGUUUUGAUACAGGCGAAGUUCAUAUUGAACUGUGUACCGAAGCUAUGGACGGGUUUAGUUAAAGUCAAAUUAAAAUAAGCUAAAAUAACAGAAAUUCAGGCAACUUUAUCAUCCAAAUUGGCAUAUAAUUAUACUGAUCAGUGCCACCUUCUCCUUUCUAAAAAGACAAAUAAACCUUCGUCUUCUCAGAACUCUACGACUGCCAUAUCUCAGGCUGAAUUGAUAUUUCAGUUAAAUGGGCUUGUUUUCAUAGGAAUCCUUACUACUUCUUCUUUUUUUUGAAACACAUUCAUAUUAAUAACUAUAACAAGAGUUAGGUGUUGGCCAUUAAAGCCUCAACCAUAACAAGCCCCUGUUUUGCUAACCCAUCAGCAAUAGAGUUUUUUUCCCUAGGAAUCCAAACAAAAGCAAUAACUUCAAAACGAAAAGAGUAGUCUAGGAUGUCGGCAACGAUGCCAUAGAUCUCCAAGGGGACUUCAUUCCCAUUGAAUGCUUUGAUUAGUUGAUCAGAGUCAGCUUCGCAUCUCAGUCUCUUAUGGCCCAGUAUCCAGCUUUCUUUAACUGCUUGUCUCAUCGCCAUGGCUUUGGCAACUAGCGCUGAUUUCACCGACGAGUCUGUUGAGAAACUCGACACCUCCUCCCCUUCUCUUCUGAUUGUCCAGCCGAGUCCAGCCAGUUGUGAGGCAGCUCUCCACGCUGCAUCGGACCGCAUCAGAGAACAGUUCAGUGGGAUGGGAGUACAAAUUGUAAUCUUUUUCUGUGGCUUUACUGGUUGUUCUUGAACAUUCGUCCAUUCCUUUGCCAUCUGAACUGCCCUGGUAAUUGUCUCCUUUUCUGAUAUCUGCUUAUUAUUAAAACAGAGACUCUUUCUAGAGAUCCAAAUUUGCCACAAGAUCCAUGGUGCCAAAGGUCCCGUCGCUAAACCUGUCGGAGGAAGACAAACUUUACUACACAGCCUCACCCAUACCUCCGAUAAAUCUAUAAAUCCACUCAAAUCCACGGUUGGUGUCACCGGGAGGUUUUCCCAGACCUUUUUUGCAAAAGGGCAGUGGAGGAAGAUAUGAUUUAUAGAUUCUGGAGCGUUGCAGUGCUUGCAUCGGAUAUCCACAUUAACGUUUCUGAUCGCCAGUAGCUCUCCCACCGGUAUGGCGUUUUGGAAAACUUUCCACAAGAAUAAUCCUUACUACUCUUCAGUGGGGCCUUUCGGAUCAUGAAACUCGGGCCUCUCACAAUCGUUCAAACUGAUUCCUAGCAUAGGUUUAUGCUACUACUAAAAUAUUGUCUGUAACAAAUUUUUGCCACAUUUAAUAUAAUCGCACCAAAUUUUAGCAAAUAAAAAAAAAGAUAAAAUAAUAUUAUACAUAUGGAACAAAUUAUAUAUCUAAUGAGAAAAUGCAAAUAACAAAA
Molecule: messenger RNA, 5521 nt
Organism: Brassica rapa (field mustard)
Lineage: Eukaryota; Viridiplantae; Streptophyta; Magnoliopsida; Brassicales; Brassicaceae
Product: structural maintenance of chromosomes protein 1
Biological process (GO): sister chromatid cohesion
Cellular component (GO): nucleus; cohesin complex; chromosome
Molecular function (GO): protein binding; ATP hydrolysis activity; DNA binding
Source: RefSeq, a predicted model, not a curated record